Anisakis simplex (herring worm) is the source of this 885-nucleotide messenger RNA. The record is from the annotation of a GenBank genome assembly. Lineage: Eukaryota; Metazoa; Nematoda; Chromadorea; Rhabditida; Anisakidae.
AUGAAGACAGCGAUCACUAAGCAGCAACAAACUAUCGAUCAGCUUCCAAAAGGUUGUGUGAAGCCGAUGUUUGUGUUCGUUGUGAUGACACUACUCGGUAAGGAUGUCUAUAAACUGCGCAAUGAGCAAUACGAACGACGCUUUUCGUUGAGUACAGCGUUGCGCAUUGGCAUUCAUUCGUGUAAAGCGAUUCAAGAAUUGCACCAAUGCAAAUUCUUAUCGCGCGAUAUUAAACCAUCCAAUUAUGCGGUUGGACUUCGUGAGAACAAUCAACACAAAACUAUUUUCUUGUUCGAUUUUGGUUUGGCGCGACGAUUUGUGGAUCGCUCUGGGAAGCACGUGAAAUCACGAGGUGAGGUUGGUUGGCGAGGUACGAACCGGUACGGCUCAUUGAACGCACAUUUGAGAUUGGAUCUGAGCCGACGAGACGAUCUCGAGUCUUGGUUCUAUAUGCUUGUCGAAAUAUCGCGUGGAGCGUUACCGUGGAGGUUCGUUAAAGAGCGCGAAGCAGCUGAAAAGGCGAAAAAACAUGCGAGGGGUGCCGGACGAUGCGAACUUUUGCAGAAAUGUCCGAAACAGUACGAUGAAAUUUUAAAAAUGAUUGAUGCACUAGCAUUUGAAGAAGAUCCAGAUUAUGAUCGUAUUUACUCACUGUUCGAUGAGGUACGUGAAAGUAAUCACAUAAAGAUGGAAGAUCGUUACGACUGGGAAGAGGAAAGCGAGGUCACGUCGAGCGGUAGUACUGUCGGCGGUGUCCAAUUAGAAGCUCUCCUUCAGCGUGCCCACUUGAAUCUUGAACAGAAUAUCGCAGAUGCAAGUGCCAAAGUGGAUACAAAACAACAACAGCAUGCAUACGUUCGAACAAAAGAAACAUUGCACGCCUGA